GGGUGGGGCUGCGGCUGCGGAGCAGGUGGAGGGCGGCCCUGGUGGCUCCGCGCCGCGUCCCCGCCACUCGCGCCAGCCCCGGAUGCCCGCCUGCCCGCACCUGUGCCCGGGCCCCCGACCGUCCAGCCUGCCUUCCUGGACUGGCCGGGACGCGGGGUCCGAGCUCUCCGGGGGCCCCAGUGCCAAUGCCCUGCCGGCUGCCCCGGGGCCCGGCUGCCGCGCUGCUCGCCCUCCUGGGCUUGGGGCUCCUGUCCCUGCGCUUCCACUCCAGCCUGACUGCCCGGGGCGCGCAGGAGCACUCCGGGCUGAGCGCUCCGAGUCCCCAGCCCCGGGAGCUGCAACUUCGGGACGUCUUCAUCGCCAUCAAGAGCACUCGGGCUUUCCACCGCCCGCGUCUGGACCUGCUACUCGACACGUGGGUCUCUAGGGCCAAGCACCAGACGUUCAUUUUCACUGACGGUGUGGACACAGGCCUCCAGGAGAGACUGGGGUCCCACCUUGUGGUCACCAACUGCUCCGCAGAACACAGCCACCUGGCCCUGUCCUGCAAGAUGGCUGCGGAGUUUGACGCCUUCCUGGCCAGUGGGCUCCGGUGGUUCUGCCAUGUAGAUGACGACAACUAUGUGAACCCCAGGGCACUGCUACAGCUGCUGACAGCCCUGCCACAGGGCCGUGACGUCUACAUCGGCAAACCCAGCCUGAACCGGCCCAUCCACACCUCUGAGCCCCGGCCGCACAACCGCACGAGGCUGGUACAGUUCUGGUUCGCCACAGGGGGCGCUGGCUUCUGCAUCAACCGCAAACUGGCUUUGAGGAUGGCUCCGUGGGCUAGUGGCUCCCGCUUUGUGGACACCUCUGCUCUCAUCCGGCUGCCUGAUGACUGCACCGUAGGCUACAUCAUCGAGUGCAAGUUGGGGGGACACCUGCAGCCCAGCCCCCUCUUCCACUCGCACCUGGAGACCCUGCAGCUGCUGGGAGCUGCCCAGCUGCUGGAGCAGGUCACUCUCAGCUAUGGUGUCUUUGAGGGAAAACUCAAUGUCAUUAAGCUGCCAGGCCCCUUCCCCCUGGAAGAGGACCCCUCCAGGUUUCGCUCCCUACACUGCCUGCUCUACCCGGACACGCCCUGGUGCCCGCAGCUGGCAGGCCGGUGACCUCCGGCAGGAGAGGGCGGCGCUUCUGGCCACACCAUCACCUUCCGGGGAGGAGCUGUGGGCCUUGGUGAGCACGGGCUGCUGGGAAGCCCAGGAUCCGGAUGGCAGCUGGCACCAAGCAUUGCAGGCCCUCGAGGGGCAGACAGGCUGCGUGUCUGGCUCCUGUCACCUCAGGUGCCCAGCUGGAUGAGGACGGGGACAUCUGAGCUGGGCUGGUGUCUCAGGCUCUCUCCCGGGGCUCAAGCAGUGGCCACAGUUCUGGCUUCCUGGCUAGAUCCUCUGUCCCUGAGGAUCCUGGGCGGAAUCAUGGCACAGCCCAAGUCUGUGACUGAUGUCCCAUUUCCGGGGGCUCCGUGCCACCAGCUCUUGCUAAAAAGCCAUAGGAUGCUCUGACCCAGGUGAUGAUCAGAGUGGGUCCCUGCCUGUCGUGGGAUGCUUUUGCUUCCUUCUCCACUGCCCUGCUGGGAGGAGUGACCAGGUGACCCAGCUCUGGCCAGCAGAAACUCGGCAAAGCCAAUAGCGAUGUUUCUGGAUGAGGCUUUGUAGCUCCAUACCCCGCCUUCCUGUUAUUAAUGUGGGUGUGAUGGCUGGAUCUGGGGAAGCCCCUUUGGCCCUAUGAAGGAAAGACCAAGACAAUCAUCCACAACUCUUCUUGCCAGCCUGGUUCUGAAGGAAAUUAAACCUUUAUUUAAGUCUC
This is a messenger RNA of Cavia porcellus (domestic guinea pig), 1848 nucleotides long. RefSeq names its product MFNG O-fucosylpeptide 3-beta-N-acetylglucosaminyltransferase (gene Mfng). Gene Ontology annotation, cellular component: membrane. Gene Ontology annotation, molecular function: O-fucosylpeptide 3-beta-N-acetylglucosaminyltransferase activity. Gene Ontology annotation, biological process: regulation of Notch signaling pathway. The transcript has 8 exons. The record is from RefSeq and is a predicted model, not a curated record. Lineage: Eukaryota; Metazoa; Chordata; Mammalia; Rodentia; Caviidae. Bases 186 to 1151 code for a protein of 321 amino acids.